AUGCCUGGUUUGAAACCAACACAGGACGAUAUCGAAGUAUUUGGAGCUAUUACUCAAGCAAGUCACGAAGACGCUGUACAUUUCCUUGAAUCCGGUACAACCUUAGAAGGUGCCAUAGAAGAUUUCUUCGCGACCCAAAGAGCAUCUGAACCACCACACGUCUCACACGACCAAGAAGAAGACGAAGAAGCAGAAUUAGCUUUGGAUUCACCUAAUAUGUCAGACGAGCAUUCCAACAACCCUCCUCCACCUGCUGGUGGUGCUAGAACACUCGGUGGUCAACCGAUUGAAGAAUCGCUACCUGCUGGAUGGGGUAAACCCGAGAGACGAUUUGGUAGACUGGGAGAAAGCUCCGAUUCUGAUGAGGAAGAUGAAGGAGAUAAAGCACCGGAGGAACUCUUCACCGGUGGAUCAAGAAAUAGUGGACUGGCUGUUCAGAAUCCCGAUGAUCCACGAGGGAGUGGAAAUUCCCUUGUGGACAAUAUCCUUCGAAUGGCCAAUCAGAACGGCCCUCCCAAAUCGCCCGCUGGAGGUGCAGGAGGUGCACCAAAACCACCAUCUGCAUUCAGAGGAACAGGUCAUACACUUGGAUCAGAUGAAGAUGCUUCAACUGAGAUUCCAGCUGCUGGAUCAUCCGCUCCAUCAGCAUCAGCAUCUACACCUUCUAUCCCCAGUGUCGCUGGAAUGACUCCAUCCAUGAUGGAUAAUCUUCUCGCUGGGAUGUUUGGUCGAGGAGGAGGAAAUCCCGCAGCUCCAGGUGGACAUGCAAAUGAAGAAGAUGAUGAUGAUGAUGACGACAACGAUGAAAACGUUCAAACUCGUAGAUUGACUUUUUGGAGAAACGGAUUUUCAAUUGAAGACGGACCAUUACUCUCAUAUGAUGAUCCUCAAAAUAAAUCAUUAUUACAAGCUAUCGAAUCUGGUAGAGCACCUCCAAGUGUUUUCGGAGUCAGAUUCAAUCAAAGAUUAAAUGUUGAAGUCGCUCAAAGAAGAAGAGAAGAUUAUCAACCACCUCCUAAGAAACCAAUGUCAGCUUUCGGUGGAUCAGGUAAUAGAUUAGGUUCACCCGCUCCUGAAGUAGUCUCAGGCAGUUCAUCUCCCAUGCCAGGUGGUUUACCACAAGGUAUCUUAAUAGGCGGUUCUUCGGGAACUAGUACACCACCUACUGCAGGAUCGGCAGGAAAUACAGGUGCAGGAACUUCUGGACAAGCUCAAUUCGCUGUGGAUGAUAGUAAACCUACUACCAAUAUCCAACUUCGUCUGGGUGAUGGAACUAGAAUGGUCGCAAAAGUCAACCUUACUCAUACCGUUGGUGAUCUUCGUGGAUUUGUUUCAGCCGCCCGAGCCGACUCUAGGAGUUUCGUGCUUCAGACGACGUUCCCAAACAGGGAGUUAUCCGAUCCUAGCGAGACUAUCGAAGCUGCCAAAUUGCAAAAUGCAGUUGUUGUGCAGAGAUUCACAUAG
Molecule: messenger RNA, 1464 nt
Organism: Kwoniella shivajii
Lineage: Eukaryota; Fungi; Basidiomycota; Tremellomycetes; Tremellales; Cryptococcaceae
Exons: 7
Coding region: 1-1464 (487 amino acids)
Biological process (GO): Golgi organization; nuclear membrane reassembly; proteasome-mediated ubiquitin-dependent protein catabolic process
Cellular component (GO): cytosol; nucleus
Molecular function (GO): ubiquitin binding
Source: RefSeq, a predicted model, not a curated record